Molecule: messenger RNA, 1803 nt
Organism: Liolophura sinensis
Lineage: Eukaryota; Metazoa; Mollusca; Polyplacophora; Chitonida; Chitonidae
Product: retinal guanylyl cyclase 2-like
Exons: 2
Coding region: 1-1803 (600 amino acids)
Biological process (GO): receptor guanylyl cyclase signaling pathway; protein phosphorylation; cGMP biosynthetic process
Cellular component (GO): plasma membrane
Molecular function (GO): peptide receptor activity; adenylate cyclase activity; ATP binding
Source: RefSeq, a predicted model, not a curated record
AUGCACUGGAAUGACUCCGUGAUCUCUUACUACGGCCGUGGAGUAUUCGACGUUCUUUUCCUGUUGUCCGUAUUUCAGUAUUGUAUUGGAUACGUAUCCUUGAAUGAUGCCAUUAGUGACGGCGUGGCUUAUGCCUCCAUUGUUAAUAGAAAUGGUGAAGUAGUAGAGGCGGACAUGGAAUCUGUUCACAACGCCAUUGAGUCCUCAACCGAGUCUAUGACUUCUCGUCUCACCGCGUCCCUCUCCGAUUCAGGCUCUUCUGGCUCCUAUCCCAUUCUCGGCUACACAUACUUUAUCGUCCGAAUGUUCAACAAUUCUAAGUGCGAUGUCGCGAAAGAGCUCGUACGUUUUGUCAUGUGGUUCCUCUCGAGUCCCGUCGCGGAACGAACUUGCGCGGAACAUGGCUUUGCCUUGGUCAGUGAAUCGGUGAAGCAGAUAAUAAACAGUUUGGUUUUAGAGAAAAUGAAAUGCAAUGGUAAGCUCGUAUAUACUUUGGUCCGAAAGGACAUAGAGUGGGAACUUGCUCAGGAAAGGUAUCGUGUUCUGGAACUUCCUCUGAAGGUCGCCAUACCUAUUGUGAUAACGAUCUUCCUUGUCGGUGGUGUUGUCAUGAUAUACCUCCGGAUAAAGGCCAACCGAGCAUUAGACUGUCACGACUGGAACAUUGCUAUCGAAGACGUAGUAUUUUUUGAACCUGGGACGAUGUCGUUUUCCAGAUCUCGAUCCAGGUCCCAAAAGUCGACCAUGUCGCUAGAAUCAAAGAGAGAAGGUUUCCACCCCGAAGAAGCCACUAUGAGCGACAUAAUCCACUGGCCGGCCAAAUGGAACAAUCACACUGUCAGCGUGAAGAUUCAACACCCGUUCAAAUUGAGAGCCAUUUCUAGCCGCAGUAGACGAGAGCUUAGUUCGUGCAUCAGUAAUUUAGUCCACGAAAAUAUCGUACGCUUCUUUGGGUUAACGACUGUGGGUGAUGAGCGCUAUAUCGUGACGGAGUACUGUAGCAAAGGAGUCCUGCAGGACAUCUUGCACGAUGACAAGCUUAGCCUAAACACUAGUCUGAAAUUUUCAAUAGCCGCGGACAUCAUCAGCGGUCUGCAGUUCCUGCACGCGAAUGGCUUGGUGCACGGUCACUUGACCACGGAGUCCUGUCUGCUGGACACUAGGUGGACAGUGAAAAUCGCUGACUGGGAGGUGGGGCUGGUCAAGGGUUGUGUGUCGCUUGAAACGGACAAGCAUAUGGUUUCCGAGGUUCAACUCUACAACGUUCACGAAGACGAAAACAAACAGGCCUUGGGGAAUUUCUUCACGGCGCCGGAAAUUAUAAAAUCUCAUUUCAAGGAUGCCGCCACGAAAGCUAGUGACGUGUACAGUUUUGCGAUCUGCCUUCAUGAGAUUUUUACUCGUGACGAACCGUUCAGCGAACACGCGGAGAGUAUUGCGCCUCGUGAGGUCCUUGUGCUCAUUUUAAUGAACAACCUAAGACCUAUGCCGACGGAAGAAAUUCCUAGCAAAGUUCGGCAAAUUAUGGAGAUUUCAUGGACAGAUAACCCGGAGAGCAGACCGACGGCCUCUCAAGUAGCUGGGAUGAUGAAAAAGGCGAAUCCGGGCAAGCGAAGUGUGAUGGACAGCAUGAUGGAAACUCUGGAGGAAUAUGCUGUUCACCUCGAGAAAACAAUAGAGGAGAAAGCUAUUGAACUGGAGCUGGUCAAACAAAGUGCUCUGCAUUCUAAAUCUAGCCUGCUUCCCAAUUGGCUGGCGGAAAAGAUUUCCAACAACGAAAUUGGUUGUCUGCCCUUGCCGUGA